AUGGAUGCAAGCUCAAAGAUGUUCCGUUCCAGCAAGCUAAAGCAGGUCUUUGCCGAAGGGAAACGGCCUGCGUUCGGUGUAUGGCAGAUGUUGCCGGGAGCCAACGUCUCUAGAAUCUUGGCACGAUCAGGGGCAGAUUGGGUGUUGGUAGAUUGCGAGCAUGGCAAUAUUGAUGAUGCCGCUAUGCAUGAAGCAGUCCCUGCCAUCGCCGCCUUGGGAGUCUCACCCGUUGUGCGGAUUCCGGAUAUGCAGCCAUGGAUGAUCAAGAGGGCCUUGGAUUCCGGUGCACAUGGGAUACUAAUCCCACUUAUUCGGACGGUUGAAGAGGUCAAGGCAGUUGUUUCCGCAGCCAAGUUCCCUCCCCAGGGGACACGCGGCUUCGGGUCGCCUAUCGCACCACAAACCUUCGAGGCAGGCCUCACAUUGACCGAGUAUCUCGAGCAAGCCAACGACAGCCUACUGACCAUGGUACAAAUCGAAACACAAGAGGCCCUCAACGCAGUCGAGGCCAUCGCCCCGCUAGUCGACGCUCUAUUCGUCGGACCCUUCGACCUGGGCAACAACAUUGGACACCCCAUCAUCAACGGCCGGAUGGACCCAGAAUUGGACGCGGCGAUCGCGCGGAUCCUCAAAGCGGCCAACGCUGCGGGCAAGAAAUGUGGCAUCUACUGCACUUCGGGAGAACAGGCGAAGCAGUAUGCCGACAUGGGGUUUCACAUGGUUAGCGUGGCGACGGAUUAUACGGCUCUGAGCGCUGCUGUGACGGGGGCGUUGAACGUGGCGAGCGGGGCGUCGGAGUAA
Molecule: messenger RNA, 801 nt
Organism: Thermochaetoides thermophila DSM 1495
Lineage: Eukaryota; Fungi; Ascomycota; Sordariomycetes; Sordariales; Chaetomiaceae
Product: carbon-carbon lyase-like protein
Exons: 4
Coding region: 1-801 (266 amino acids)
Cellular component (GO): cytoplasm
Molecular function (GO): aldehyde-lyase activity
Source: RefSeq, a predicted model, not a curated record